UCGAAACCGAAAGUAGCUCAUGUCGACGGCUGAGGAGCCAAGAAAGACACCUUGGGGCCUUGUCUCUCUUAGUUGUCCUGGGAGCAUCAACCCCCCCCUCCCCCCAAAAAAGAAACCAACUGAGACAGCAGCUUUCGGAGAACGGUCACAGACACUGAAGCCACCCCAGACUCCAGCCGUCCAGUACUACUAAUAAUUGGGACCCAAAAUGACCGGGACCUUGAAGGAAGUGAUGAGGAACACCCUGGACAACCUCACAGGGGCCGACUUUAAGAGGUUUAAACACUACCUACGAGACCAGGGUCGAUUCCCAUGGGGGAAGCUGGAGAAGGCCGACACAGAUGAUGCUGUGGACAUGAUGGUGCAGAUGCAUAACAUGCAGGCUGGGGGCACCAUGUUGACCGUCUUGCAGAAGAUGAACCACAACCAACUGGCCAUGGACUUGGAGAAGGAUCUGACAAAAUUGGGGGGUCAGUCAUCUAACCCUUGGCAGCCCGGAGGUGGUGGUGCGGUCAACGUGAACGUAUCAGCUCACUCUGGAGGGAUGGUGAACGCCCCGACCUUGAGCGGCUGCACCGUCAACGGUCCUCUUACCUUCAGCUAUGGAGGAGUGCCCAACACACUGCAAGGAGCAGUCCCUAACUACGGAGGCUCGUUUGGCAUCAAAAAAGGAGGCCCAGAGUUUUUCAACAAACACAAGUGGGAUCUGGAGACUCGUCUCGGUGUCCUUCCGCCUCUUCUGAUCGAGCUGGAGCGCUACGGCGUCCUCUCUCGUCUGGAGAGGGAACAGGUUCAGUGCAAGCCGACCAGCCAAGAGCAGAACCAUAUCCUCAUAAGCAUGGUGGAGAGGAAAGGAGCCAUGGCCCAAGAGAAAUUCUACCAGGCUCUCCAGGCUCAUGAAGCAUAUCUGGUGCAGGAUCUUCAGUAUUCAGCAUAGUAUAGAUCUUCUGCUAUGCUUUAAAAAAAAAAAAAAAAAAAAAAAAAAAAAAAACAUAGAGACAAUUAAGUUUGAAACCGGAUUGUUUGGCUUGUUCCCAGGAGAAACAAUUCUGGUUCUACACAGGUCUCGUAAAUGCAGGCUCUGCCGGUAAUUAACAAUGUGUUAAUUAAAAUGUUCUUCCUUAAAAUAGGAGAUAAUAAGUAUUUGACCCCUACAGUAUGUUAAAUUCCCAUAGACGCAGGAAGAAAGUGGUGUCCUUAAAGGUUGGAUUUUUACUCAUUUUUAAGAUCAAUUUCCUAAAGAUGAUUUUAUAUUCCUGUUUUUUAGCCAACUUUAGCAUGGGUUCAAAUACUUAUUCUCCCCACUGUAUUUCACAUUGCUUCAAAUUGACCAAAUAGCCGCUUGUACACUGUCGCUUUCCUUCCAAUUCGGCUCUACAGUAGUUCAGAUCCAGACCAGUUGAGAGACUCAUCUGGGCCAGAGCACCAACAGAUGUGUUCCAGUGUUCCAUGAGUAAUCCUGUGUGAACAAGCCAAAACACUUUGGCAUCUGAUGGAUUUUUUUACAUUUCCCUAUAGCCUUAAAACAUGGAUUGCAUGUCUCAUGAAUAUUUUAAUUAUUUGGGCCAAACUUUUACUAUGUUUUGGAGAUUUUAAAAGAUUUUGCUGAAAUUUAAGCUGUGAUUUUUAAGCCAAAAUAUUUUUUCCUGAAUAUUGGAGGUGGGCGAUAUAUAUUUUUCUACCAUAAUAUCGUGAUUGUUUUUUAACGAUGUGCAAAUUCAUAUUGACAUUAUCUAGCAUUUAAUUUACUUAGGAGGAAAAAACGUCAAAAUCACGCAUUAAAACCCCACACAUCCACUAAAUCAGGAGAAGCAUGCAGCGUAAGAGGGAGAAGCCCCUGUGUGCCCACCCCUACUUUGUGUAGUUAUAAUGUUGAAGCCAGGGAUUUACUAGGUUUGUUGCGAUUGUCACAUCCAAAAGUGAUCUGGAAUUGCAAUCCUUGCAUUUGUGGGAAAUCAAAACAUUGCAUAAUCCAUGAGGGACAGAUUCAUGUUUAGUGAGAGGUGUGCUAUGUGGUUUUGUGUCUAGUAUCUUGUAUCUUUUUCAUUUCAUUUUUACUUUUUCCAAUUUUGUUUUGUCAGUCUUCUCCAAGAUUGACAAACUAUACUUCACUGUAUAGUUUAGUGUAUUCAUUUUUCUAACAACAGUUAGCAACUUCAUUCAAGCUAAAUCUUAGCUUGACAGAGAUGGACAUCAGUGCUCAGGAUGCUAUGCUCUUAGCUUCACUGAGAUGGACAUCAGUGCUCAGGAUGCAUCUGUACUGGAUUUUAUUGUUCUUCACUCUCCGUUGAUGACAUGGCAACAGCAAUGACGUCUGUCAGUAUCUCCUACAACUAGGUUUGCCUUUCCUUUUCAUGAACAUUCCAUUAACUGUGUGUUACACUGUUGCAUACUCUUUUACACUGCCUUUUACAACAUUGUAAUUAAAAUAGGCAUUUAAAUUAAAUUAAAACAAAUGCAACCA
Molecule: messenger RNA, 2464 nt
Organism: Sardina pilchardus (European sardine)
Lineage: Eukaryota; Metazoa; Chordata; Actinopteri; Clupeiformes; Clupeidae
Exons: 5
Coding region: 209-937 (242 amino acids)
Biological process (GO): regulation of apoptotic process
Cellular component (GO): canonical inflammasome complex
Source: RefSeq, a predicted model, not a curated record